GCUCUCAACUAAUAUAUUCAAAGUGCUGUACUUUCAACCGUACAGAAUACAUUGAGAUAGUCUUUGUACUAGUCAAGGAAAAAUGUUGUGCAUCCUUCAAGUACAUCUCAGUUGGACUCCUUAUGCGACAGUGAGUGAUCUUUUGUGGCCUGGGCACAGUGGUCUAGACAAAGCAUUCCAGGAGUGCCACCAUGUUUACCGAGCAAGCAGCCCAGAGGGCCCACACACUGCUGUCUCCUCCAUCAACCAACAAUGCCACCUUCGCCCGGGUGCCUGUGGCAGCUUAUACCAACUCCUCACAGCCUUUUCGACUAGGAGAGCGCAGCUUUAGCCGGCAGUAUGCCCACAUCUAUGCCACCCGCCUCAUCCAGAUGAGACCCUUCCUGGUGAGCCGUGUUCAGCAGCAUUGGGGCAGUGGAGUCAGAGUGAAGAAGCUAUGUGAGCUGCAACCUGGAGAACAGUGCUGUGUGGUGGGCACAUUGUUCAAGUCCAUGCCGCUCCAGCCUUCCAUCCUGCGUGAGAUCAGUGAGGAGCAUAACCUGAUCCCUCAGCCUCCUCGGAGUAAGUACAUCCACCCUGAUGAUGAGCUGGUCUUGGAAGAUGAAUUGCAGCGUAUCAAACUGAAAGGCACCAUCGAUGUGUCAAAGUUGGUGACAGGAAUAGUCCUGGCAGUUUUAGGCUGUGUGGGAGAUGACGGCAAGUUUCAGGUGGAGGACCACUGCUUUGCUGACCUGGCUCCACAGAAGCCUGCACCUGCCCUUGACACAGACAGGUUUGUGCUGCUGGUGUCUGGGCUGGGCCUGGGUGGAGGUGGUGGUGAGAGCCUGCUGGGCACCCAGCUGCUGGUGGACGUGGUGACAGGGCAGCUCGGGGAUGAAGGGGAGCAAAGCAGCGCUGCCCAGGUGUCCCGGGUCGUCCUUGCAGGCAACCUCCUCAGCCGCAGCACCCAGAGCAGAGAUUCCAUCAGCAAGGCCAAGUACCUCACUAAGAAAACCCAGGCAGCCAGUGUGGAGGCGGUCAAAAUGUUGGAUGAGAUCCUCCUGCAGCUGAGCGCCUCGGUGCCCGUGGACGUGAUGCCAGGUGAAUUCGAUCCGACCAACUAUACGCUCCCCCAGCAACCCCUGCACCCCUGCAUGUUCCCGCUGGCCACGGCCUACUCAACACUGCAGCUGGUCACCAACCCAUACCAAGCCACCAUUGAUGGAGUCAGAUUCUUAGGAACGUCAGGACAAAACGUGAGCGACAUCUUCCGAUACAGCAGCAUGGACGACUAUUUGGAGAUCCUAGAGUGGACCCUGCGGGUCCGUCACAUCAGCCCCACUGCUCCUGACACCCUAGGCUGUUACCCCUUCUACAAAACGGAUCCAUUCAUCUUUCCGGAGUGCCCUCACGUCUACUUCUGCGGUAACACUCCCAGCUUUGGCUCCAAGAUCAUCCGGGGUCCAGAAGACCAGACAGUGCUAUUGGUGGCCGUUCCUGACUUCAGCGUCACACAGACCGCUUGCCUGGUAAACCUACGCAGCCUGGCCUGCCAGCCCGUCAGUUUUGCAGGCUUUGGAGCAGAGGACGACACCCUGGGGUGGGACCCCUGAAUGUGAGCCUUAUAAAUAAAUAAAGCGUGAAUGUUUACAAUUCUGA
This is a messenger RNA of Jaculus jaculus (lesser Egyptian jerboa), 1638 nucleotides long. RefSeq names its product DNA polymerase delta 2, accessory subunit (gene Pold2). Gene Ontology annotation, biological process: DNA strand elongation involved in DNA replication; DNA replication. Lineage: Eukaryota; Metazoa; Chordata; Mammalia; Rodentia; Dipodidae. Gene Ontology annotation, cellular component: delta DNA polymerase complex. The coding region runs from base 192 to 1592 and encodes 466 amino acids. Gene Ontology annotation, molecular function: DNA binding. The record is from RefSeq and is a predicted model, not a curated record. The transcript has 11 exons.